GAUUGUAACAUCUGGCCUGUAUGUGGAUAUUUAUAAACAUGGAAUUUCCGACAAAAAUGCAGUUUCUUUUUGCAACCUUAUUUUAAGUUGGUAUUUAACUUCACAUCUGUAGAAUUUCUUCUGAAAAGAUGGAACAGUGUUUGCAGAUUUUCACCAUUCUUCAACUUGCUUUACCAAACAGUUCCUCGCCAACAGCCGUUUCUAACGAUGAUGCUGAAAGUUCUAGUGGUUCAGAUGAAUCAGGGGGCAAUGAAGAUGAAGCGUCUGGAAGUCUUCCGAACGUGGACUUUUCCACUGAAUCUGGUCAUGAAGUUUUAGAUGUUGACAUACGAUACGACAUGAGUCCGGGUCCUCCUGACUUGCACACAGACCUUCCGCUAGCAAUAAGUCCCAAUUUUUCUUUGGAAAAUAUGCACCCACAGGACGAUCUCCAAAGGGAAGCUGUAACCAUCCCUUCGCACCCUCCAGGCCAGCAAGGCGGUCCUCCCUCGCCAAACGAGAUCGAGCGUUUGGUAACAAUAUUGCAUUACACGACAUUCAACACGCCGUCAAAUUUACCAGAGUGUUCGCAACAAUAUGAUAAACCAGCAAAUCACACUAUCUCAAAUGUGCCAAAGUGUUCGGACCAACUGUUCACGAAUAUUGGGUAUUCCCCACUUAAAUUGAGCCAGGAGUUGGUGCAUCAUCAACGACCUUUGCUGCCACACGUUCAUGAUUAUUCUGUGCCUGAUCAAGAUCAACAACCGUCAAACCAUUACAAUCUUCAAAGCACAGUGAGAGGAGCACAAUCAGAAUUGUUAGAAGAUGAUGAACAUCACCCAAAAACACAAAAGAAAGAAAAAGAACAAACAGUUACCUCUAUGCCAAUCAAAGAUGAAAAAGGCGAACACGCUGAAAAGCGCGUUAAAUUCAGUGAAGACGUGAAGCUGGACAAGGCUGAUGAUUCUUUCAAAGACCUCAAGGAGUUUAUCAAACAAUAUGUAAAACAGGAAAUAGGGUCCAAACGGUCAAAUAUCAAACGUUUGUGUGAUGCAGUAAUUGUGUAUGACAAGAAUGAUUAUGAUUAUGCUGUUGAUAUGAAAGAUGAAAUCAAAGCUAUGGUCACUCAAGAGCUAAACGAAAAGUUACGGAUAGAAUUAUUUGACGACGAAAAGUUCAUGCAGUCUCAUGUUCAAGUUGUGCAAGAUGUUCUGAAAAAUGCAAAUGUCGUUUUGGUCUAUCUUUCCAAUAAUACGGAAAAUUCGAGACAGGUUCAGUUUUUCAUUGAAGAGGCAGUCGCAGUUACCAGGAUCGGUCCGAUACACAAGGGCGGUUUAGUGUCGGACUGUGAGUUCAGUGUCCGACCAGUCCACUCACAGCCUCCUAACCGACGCAAUUAUCGGAUACCUCCCGGACUUGUCAGUGUCAGCGGAAUUGACUGGUAUGACAAAUCUAAACACACGUACGACAGAAUUGUUGCAAUCAUGAAAAACGCCAUUCGGCGAAGAAAACUUAUAGAGAACCCGCGACAAGUACAAGAGGAUUUUAGACAAACGUCGCUACGAACAGGUUCAUCGACCCAUCAGCAAUUUCACAGAAGGCACGCACCUCAACAAGCGUGGGUCGCUGGUACAAGUGCUUAUACGACGUCAGUGCCACGAUACACGCCGCAGGAUACCACUGAACGUUUGUAUAAAGGAAUCAAUGACCCUACCCAGCAUGGCUUCAACAUAAGUGAUGCUGAAAGACGAAUGAGCAUUGAACCUAACCAAGGUUCCGCUGCGUCCUCUUACACAAAAGGCGGUGAUCAUUUUCUUAGAACGGGUGAAACAUAUUCACAACCCGAGUUUUGUUACGUGUAUGCGAACGUGAAUACAUCGUUCACACCUUAUAGUGAACCAGUAGCACCUUUCGGUGUUCAACAAAAUAUUUCGCGACCGACUAGGGCUAUGGGUCUUGAACUUGGUCAUCAACCUGCAGAGGAACCUGAAUUUCAUGGUUACCAUAGAAUAGGUCAGUUUUCAAGGAUCGGAGAGCAGAGUCAUUUUCUCAGACACAAUCAGAUGCCUUUGAACGAGGAGCCGCAAUACAGACGGGAUGGCGGUGACGAAAAACAUGUAAUGGGGCUUGUAAACGACGGGCAAACGACAAACACAAGUCGUACAAACAACCGUUCUGCAGACGGGUAUGAUGCCACAAACCAACCACACCCAAGGCAUUCUGCAAUGCAGCAGGCACCAGGUGCACGACGACAAAGAGCGACAGAAUAUACUCCCAGACAAAUGCAGCAGCAGACGCAGCAGCAACAACAACCAAGAGGUCAGAUGGAUAAUGGCAGAGGGAUUAUAACUUCUGAGAUGUUGAUUUCUAACCUGUCAACGAACGACGUGGAAAUCGAUAAUCCUACAAGUAUACAAGAAAGCAGACGGAUGUACGACCAGGGUCCUGCAGAUAAUGUUUACACAGAAGAUUCUGACAGCAGUGAAGACGAGUUGUGGGAUCCACUUGGAAAUCUACCCGGAUCAAAAGGCGGGCGGGUAGUAAACAUUGUUGGAAGCCAGGUCCUGCAAAUCGGUAAUCAAAACAGCGUAACUAACGUCAGAAACAUUGUGAAGAAAGACAGAAAACAAUCGAAUGAAAAGAAAACUCAAGAUAAAGACAACGCAAGUUAUGUGGACGCGCCAAAACAUAAUUUAGCCGAGUUAAACAAGAACACAGAAAGCGAGGAAAAGCCGGAUGUCAGAAGCAAACACAUAAAAUAUACUAGCAAACCGGAAAGUGUCUCACAGACAUUUCUAAACGAAGAAAAACAACCAAACGGGGCAAAGAGCGGCUACGAUUUAAGCGAUUCUGUAGAUCUUGUUUCCAAAAAUAAUGACAUACAGAAGACAGACAAUAUCUUUGGACAUCAUGUAAAAGAUGUAGUGGGCAGGUAUAAACUGAAUAUACCAUUGGAAGAGCCGCGACGUCAUAAAAAUACCGACGCUCAAGUUGUUGAAAAUGUUAGAUACAUGUCUGAAGAAAAUACACAGUUAACAGCAACGGUUUCGUACUCUGUCCUUCAAACGACGAUAGAAAGACCUAGGUUACAUGACAAGAGUUCCGGGGAAGAACAUUUCAUGACCACAGAUGGUAAUCCUUCGGUAUUGUCUUUGAGUUCCGCGCCAAACACCGUUGAACGUUCUCAUCCACAUGCCUUUACAAAUCUAAUGGCAGUUGCUCACCUCAAUUCACUGGAUGAAAACACGGAGAUACAAAGGUUGGACGAUUUCGCUUGGACUGAAUCAAACAAUGGAGAAACCGGAAUGUUCACAAGUGAUGAUUUAUCAGACGCGGACCUUUUUGGUGAUGGCAGACAUGACCGUCAGAAUGUUGGUCGAACAUUAUUUACGUCACGCUCCGCUACGUCGUUCUCAGACCUGGUCAACAAAUCCCUCGUGAUUGAAGAAGAGAGUUUCAUUCUAACGAAUGUUAGUGACGUGGAUUGAUUUUAUCAAAAGAAGCGAAGCGCAUAGGGGCUUUAUCUUCAAAACUUCAAAAAUCCAGCUCAGCUAAGGUCGAAUUACAAGAUCUAUUUAUAGAUCUAUUGAUAGAUGAAUUACUAGUUUAUUAAAAUUAUGAAAUUAU
Molecule: messenger RNA, 3606 nt
Organism: Dreissena polymorpha
Lineage: Eukaryota; Metazoa; Mollusca; Bivalvia; Myida; Dreissenidae
Exons: 5
Coding region: 129-3467 (1112 amino acids)
Source: RefSeq, a predicted model, not a curated record